This is a messenger RNA of Jaculus jaculus (lesser Egyptian jerboa), 5128 nucleotides long. RefSeq names its product ETS variant transcription factor 6 (gene Etv6). Gene Ontology annotation, molecular function: sequence-specific DNA binding; DNA-binding transcription factor activity, RNA polymerase II-specific. Gene Ontology annotation, biological process: regulation of transcription by RNA polymerase II; cell differentiation. The record is from RefSeq and is a predicted model, not a curated record. NCBI's taxonomy places the organism in Eukaryota, Metazoa, Chordata, Mammalia, Rodentia, Dipodidae. Gene Ontology annotation, cellular component: nucleus. The transcript has 8 exons. The coding region runs from base 172 to 1524 and encodes 450 amino acids.
GCCGGGGGAUGCUGCCGCCGCCGCCGCCGCCAGAAACUUCUUAAAUGACCGCGUCCGGCUGCCCGCCGAGCAUUUCUGGGCUGGGGAGCAAGGAGGAAAGGAAAGUGGAAAAAAACUGAGAACUUCCUGAUCCCUCUCUCGCGCUCUCUCCGCUCCCGGUCGCCGUGAGACAUGUCUGAGACUCCUGCUCAGUGUAGCAUUAAGCAAGAACGAGUUUCAUACACACCUCCAGAGAGCCCCGUGGCAAGUUACACUUCCUCGACCCCGCUUCAUGUUCCUCGAGCGCUCAGGAUGGAGGAAGACUCGAUCCGCCUGCCAGCGCACCUGCGCUUGCAGCCGAUUUACUGGAGCAGAGAUGACGUAGCCCAGUGGCUCAAGUGGGCUGAAAAUGAGUUUUCUUUAAGGCCCAUUGACAGUAACACGUUUGAAAUGAACGGCAAGGCGCUCCUGCUGCUGACCAAAGAGGACUUCCGCUACCGAUCUCCUCAUUCAGGCGAUGUGCUCUAUGAACUCCUUCAGCAUAUCCUGAAGCAGAGGAAACCUCGCAUUCUGUUCUCACCGUUCUUCCACCCUGGAAACUCUGUCCACACACAGCCCGAGGUCCUUCUGCACCAGAACCACGAAGAAGACAACUGUAUCCAGAGGACCCCCAGGCCAUCUGUGGAGAGCAUGCACCACAACCCUCCCACCAUCGAACUCUUGCACCGCCCUAGGUCACCCAUAACCACCAAUCACCGGCCUUCUCCCGACCCCGAGCAGCGGCCCCUCCGGUCCCCCCUGGACAACAUGAUCCGCCGUCUCUCCCCAGCCGAGAGGGCCCAGGGGCCGAGGCUGCAGCAGGAGAACAACCACCAGGAGUCCUAUCCCCUGUCAGUGUCUCCCAUGGAGAACAACCACUGCCCACCAUCCUCCGAGUCCCACGCCAAGCCCUCCAGCCCGCGGCAGGAGAGCACUCGUGUGAUCCAGUUGAUGCCCAGCCCCAUCAUGCACCCUUUGAUCCUGAACCCGCGGCACUCCGUGGAUUUCAAACAGUCCAGGCUGUCUGAGGACGGGCUGCAUAGGGAAGGGAAGCCCAUCAACCUGUCUCAUCGGGAAGACCUGGCUUACAUGAACCACAUCAUGGUCUCCGUGUCCCCACCCGAAGAGCACGCCAUGCCCAUUGGGAGAAUAGCAGACUGUAGACUACUUUGGGAUUACGUCUAUCAGUUACUGUCUGACAGUCGGUACGAAAACUUCAUCCGAUGGGAGGACAAAGAAUCCAAAAUCUUCCGGAUAGUGGAUCCCAACGGACUGGCUCGACUGUGGGGUAAUCAUAAGAACAGAACAAACAUGACCUAUGAGAAAAUGUCCAGAGCCCUGCGCCACUACUACAAGCUAAACAUUAUCAGGAAGGAGCCAGGACAAAGGCUUUUGUUCAGGUUCAUGAAGACGCCUGAUGAAAUCAUGAGUGGCCGAACAGACCGUCUGGAGCACCUCGAGUCCCAAGAGCUGGAUGAACAAAUCUACCAAGAAGACGAGUGCUGAAGGGACCCACUGCCUCCUCGCGGGCUGGCUUCGAGGGAACCUGUCCGCCUGGCUCGCAGCAGGCGUGGGGCGGGCGGGCUGGGAACGGCUGUAGAGGAAGAGAAACAGAAAUGGCAGGAAGGCCGACUUCUCUUGCACACCAAGAGGGACCCAGAGCACCUUAGACAAACCACCCAGCAAAGGCGGGGCUGGGAUUCCGGCGGAGGUCACGAGCCUGAGACUCCAGCGUCACAUGUCCUUCUCCUUGGGGACCUCCCCCUCUGUGACCCCUCACCCUCACCCCGCAGCCACUGUUAGUCUCAUGGUGUCUGUUUUUUGUUUUUUGGGUUUUUUUUUUUUAGAACAUGCAGCUUGCCUUUUUCAUUGUCCAUACAGGGGAAGACAUCAGAUGUUGUUUUCCUAUGGAAAUAUAUCUAUUAUAUAUAAAUAUAUAUUUUUUGCAAAUCUCACAAAGACCAGCUCAGCUGGUCGGGAAAGAGAAUACCUCUUUUUCCUAUCAUGUGAUCAGGUUUGUUCCUGUUGUAGUUGGGUUUUGGCUGCAAAAGAAAAAAAAAUUGUUUUUAAAAACGAUUAUGUGAAACGAAGAGCUUUCUCCCCACUCCCCCACUCUCUUUCCUUUCCAGGCUCUUGUGUCCUUCCUUGCUGCUUUCACGGUUCCUCUUUCCCAUGCCUUUCAGCAGAGCGCAGCCUCUUGCAGAGUCUUGGGCAAUACUGGCACCUAAACACGAGUGACCCCACUGCUCUGGCUGGCAGUCUAAAGUCAGAUUCCCGUCCCAGUCCUUGGCAACUCACCCGAGAGAAGCCAGAAACCACCCAGGUGCUGCUCUGUUCCAGAAAGAUCAGUGCCUCUCCAGUAGGCUCUCCCCCAGAUGGCUGGGAGAGCAAAGCCUAAGAUAAGACAGAGGCUGGCCAAGCUGUCUGGAAGGUCCCGGCAACCUGGGAUUAGCUCACAAGUGCUGCAAAGUGGAAAAUGCGGAGAGAGCGCACAGGCCUGGCAGGCCAGAGACGUGGAGAAGCAAAGCUGCAGCGGGAGCUGGUUUUUCUGCUGGAAUAGAUUUUUUGGACUAGCAAGAAAGUAAAACCCUCUUGUGGUCCCCUUUCAUGCCCUCACUAGACACCGCCCACCCCCAUCCCCAGCUUUUCUUAAGUUUCCUGUUCCACAGUGUACACUUACAAGAGAGGACCCCGGAGCACGGCCACAGCCCAGGGAGACCGGAACCUCCUCGGAUCCCGGCAUUGCCGUGUUCAUGGCUUUUCACCUCAACACAGCGCUAUCCCUUUAGUAUUUCUGACCACAGAUUUUUAGACAGUCAUUUUCAAUCCCCCACCACCACCCUUUUCUAGCCGUCUACUUAGACUCUUCCACCAUAGUUGCAGACAGCAAGCUUUGGAGCCGAGUCUUUUAUGCCGAGAAGAUGAGGUGUGCCUUGCAGAGCACCCGGCCCCCUUCCUCGCUCUCUGUUUCCUCUACACCGGUAGGUGAGCAUCUCCCAGCCUUCCGGGAGGUCUGUGCUCAGACAGCAGUAGGUCUCAGGUGAAGCUGGCUACAUAAGGCUGUCCACCAGCCACUUCUGAGCUGCAUGGGCUCCGCAGGGGUUGGAGCUGCUCAGAGUCCUCCCUGGGCCUUACUCACCAGGACACCAGCCUGCAGGCAAACAGAUGGACUAUGGUUGAGACACUGGAAAUGAGCUGAUCGGGGCCCUUUGGUCUUGCUCCAGCCCUGCCCCUUAGCCAGCCGUACUAGGCACCCUGCAGAACCAGCCUGCUCUUGCUGUUCCAAGACACCCCUAUUCUGCCUUCAGGGAGGUCAGUGGCCUUCUGGGUGAGGUGUGAUCUGGGUCAGCUUGAGGGUGCUGCAGGUGUCUUUAAAGCAUGUUCAGGUGACACUUUUCAGCCUUUAAGAUGACUGGUACUGUAUCUCAAAUGGGAAGAUUAAACCAAAUACUUGGUGUGCUUAGGCAAGCCACUGGGUUUAAGAGCUAGAGAGAAAGAUUGGAUUUUUUUUUAAUUGAGGUCCUCUGUAUGAAUAUCAAAUGGGAGACCAGGACCUCAUUUUGGCCAAUUUACUCUCCUGUAACAACUCAGUCUCUUACUAUCCAAAGAAUCUUACAGGUGAAUUACGGAGAGAUGUUCCCUUUAUCUCUAAGGAUUCCUGUAUUACAAGCUUUGAGAAUAUGUAAGAUAUAGAAAGACGGCAUCAGCCUCUUAGAGAUGCUAAUUCUUGUGUCAUCUUUAUUUCUCAUCCAGAUGUUAGCCAUAAUGAUUUUCUGUUCACUCUCUUAACUGCAAGUCUUCCCUGUUUGUUCUUUGGGAGAAGAUGUGGGUGGCGCUUCACCAGGGGUGCCUUGUCCUCGGGCUCAUACUAAAUUCUCAGACUUUGAAGAGGCACCACUUUCUAUCCCGCCCAGGGGAUCCAUCCAGCACAAAUUUCCAUCACUCAACUUUAAGCUUGAGAGGUGAGGAAAAAAUUCCAAACUAAAAGCUCACACAGCAAUCAGAACAGUUGGCCUCUCCCCGUGGCCACUGCGGGAAUUGUUGGCUCUCCAACGGCGCAGUCAGGAAUUGCAGAACAUUGCUAGGCGAUGGGUGGGCACCUUAUAGCCUGACUUACUGGCCAGGCUACCUCCAGGUCUCCAUCCGAAGAAAAAAUUGGAAUCUGGGUAGAUGUUGAAGGUAACAGCUCCGACCGUGAUCCAUAGCAACAUGGGCUGGCCCAAGGCAGCGGCACGGAUGUCCCACAACAUUUGGCGAGAAGGUCCCCCACAAGAAAAGCGCAGUGCAGGCCGAUGGGUUGGUUUUGUUUCUUUGUUUUGUUUUUCUUAUCCACAGCACACUUAGAAUCCUGCGAUCCAAUGUCUUUUUACACUGAUGCCUUGUCCCAGUGAGAAUGUCACAUGCUAGGCGAAACCUAAAUGGUGUUGCGAGGCUUUACUGGAAUGAGUGAGUGACCGUUGUUUGCUCUGCCACUGUCUGGGGCCCCAACCCUGAACCCACGUUUGAAACAUUAACCGCCUUUGGCAGGAAGAGAACCCGAGAAAUAGUAUCACUUGCCCAGGGGUCACAUAGCAUGGCAGAAGCAGAUGUUAGACUGGGAUCCGGAUCCCCUCUUGACCCGCUCCCAGCCGGGAAAGUGAAAAGUGAAAGAGCUGGAAGGGCAAAGAACAAAGGGCAGGUUUUCCUGCCCGGUCAUCUGGUGCUAGUUAGAACUGCUGUUCAUUCUCUCGGCCUGUUUGUCUGAGCAGAAAUUUGGGCGGAAAGGAGCGACACGAGGAAGCCCGUUGUGGGCGGGGGGUGGGGGGUGGGGGGACACCCAGUAAUCUCUGCCUGCCCAGAAACGACCGAGGACUAACCCAAGAUCCUCUCGGCCCCAUCUGCAUCACCACAACCCAAGCACCCUGAUCUCUCACGCACGCCAAGUGAACGUUCUUGACGAUCCCUGCUGCGACUGCAACUGCACCACCUGCAAACCAGGACGGAUCUAGAAUGAAUCCUUUUUGUUUAGUUUCUAAUCUCUUGUUUAUGAGGUGUGGGGUUUAUAAGGGACUGAAUCAAAUGAAUGUAACAAAAAAAAAAAAGGAAAAAACAAAAAAAUGCCUUUUCUCAG